AUGGGGUGUUUGGUUAGCCGAGAGGUGUCUUCUGGAAAUGCAGAAUCCCCUGUAGAUAAGGAAAGGAGAAAUCCAAUUACUGUAGAACAUGUGAGUGCUAAUGUAGAGGAGCAUGUAAAUGUAAACAAGGAGGAGCAGAAAGCUGAUGGAUGUUCGGAUCGUCCACGAGCUAAACGGAGAAAGUCGAGGAAGGUUCCGAGGCCGACGAACUUGCCAAACCAUUCCCAGGGAGAGCAAGUUGCUGCUGGAUGGCCUUCUUGGCUCACAGCAGUUUGUGGAGAGGCUCUCAAUGGUUGGAUUCCUCGGAAGGCUGAUACAUUUGAAAAGAUUGAUAAGAUUGGACAAGGAACGUAUAGCAAUGUGUAUAAAGCUAAAGAUAUAAUUACAGGUAAAAUUGUUGCACUGAAGAAGGUUCGAUUCGACAAUCUCGAACCCGAAAGUGUGCAAUUUAUGGCUAGAGAGAUUCUCAUUCUUAGGAGAUUAAAUCAUAACAAUGUUGUGAAAUUGGAGGGGUUGGUUACAUCACGGAUGUCUUGUAGUUUAUACUUGGUGUUUGAGUAUAUGGAGCAUGAUUUAGCUGGUCUUGCUGCGAAUCCAUCGAUCAAAUUUACGGAAUCUCAGGUUAAAUGUUUCGUGCAACAACUGCUAUCUGGACUGGAACACUGUCAUAAUCGUCGGGUGCUUCAUCGUGACAUUAAAGGAUCUAACCUUCUCAUUGAUAGUGGGGGAGUGCUUAAGAUAGCUGACUUUGGAUUGGCUUCUAUCUUUGAUCCGAAUCACAAGCACCCUAUGACGAGUCGGGUGGUUACGUUAUGGUAUCGACCUCCUGAACUUCUUCUUGGAGCAACUGAUUAUGGAGUUGGUGUAGACCUCUGGAGUGCUGGGUGUAUACUGGCUGAGUUAUUAGCUGGGAGGCCUAUUAUGCCUGGUCGUACAGAGGUAGAGCAACUACACAAGAUAUACAAGCUUUGUGGCUCCCCUUCAGAUGAAUACUGGAAAAGAGCAAAACUUCCAAAUGCAACCUUAUUUAAGCCCAGAGAACCUUAUAAAAGAUGUAUAAAGGAGACGUUUAAAGAUUUCCCGCCAUCUUCACUGCCCCUUAUCGAAACGCUUCUUGCAAUUGAUCCAGUAGAACGAAAGGAAGCGACAGAUGCGUUAAAUAGCGAGUUCUUCAUGACAGAACCUUUAGCUUGCGAACCUUCCGACCUCCCAAAAUAUCCUCCCAGUAAGGAGAUGGAUGCUAGAAGACGAGAUGAUGAAGCUCGGAGACUAAAAGCAGCUAGUAAAGCCCAGGGAGAUGGAACGAAAAAAACACGCACACGUUUUCGGGCUAUUCCAGCUCCUGAAGCCAAUGCCGAAAUACAAACUAAUAUCGACAGAAGGCGCAUAAUUACACAUGCAAAUGCAAAGAGCAAAAGUGAAAAGUUCCCCCCACCACACCAGGAUGGAGAGCUUGGCUAUACGCUAGGACAUUCACGUCAUAUCGACCCAUCCCGUGUUCCUUCCGACGUACCAUUCAGCUCGACGACGCUUUUCACUUUUUCUAAGGAGCCACUCCAAGCCUGGUCUGGUCCACUAGUCCCUGGCUCUGGCACUGAUGCUCCUACUAGAUACAAGAAGCAUGUAGGAGGUAAAGGCAAGAGAAUCAUGGUCUGAACUUUUGACAAGAUUGUGGUUUUACUGCCUGUUUGCUGAUAGCACUAUCAUCAAAUGAUUCCCAUUGUUCAUCCAAAUUGGUAAUCAACCAGCCUGGUCUACUCUCAGCUUAGAAGAUCAUGAAGUAAGAUCUGAGAGGUCGAGCGGCAUCGAUUUUUUGGUAUUCAUGGUAUUCGUAGCUGCAUCAACCAAAUUUCUCCGCUCGAAAAGUGAUGAGAAAUUUAACAAAGUUAUGUAUAUGUUGAUUUGUUGUAUUCCCAAUUUUCCUUGUUGAAGUUAUAGUGAGACAUUCUACAGAUAGUGACCAAUAGAGUAAAAAAAAUAUCAUUCUUGGCCUUUGAAUA
Molecule: messenger RNA, 2000 nt
Organism: Cucurbita pepo subsp. pepo (vegetable marrow)
Lineage: Eukaryota; Viridiplantae; Streptophyta; Magnoliopsida; Cucurbitales; Cucurbitaceae
Source: RefSeq, a predicted model, not a curated record